AGAGUCCCCCUGGCCACCCCUAAGCCUAGGAGCCAGAGGGAGAUGCCAGCAGCUUUCUGGGAGCCAGGCAGGGACCCUGUCUGCCCUGCUAGGAGAGGCCGACCGGACGUUUAACUGCCCGGUCAACAAUGCUGACUGGAGCCGCCAGAGUUGGCUGACCCGCUGCCUUGGGCUCCGCUGUGCCCUGGCCGCCGGCGUUUACAUAACGCCCCUCACAACACUGCGGCUGGCCUCGCUGCUCCUGCGCCCGGGAAAGCCCGGCCGGUUGUGGCGUGGGCGGUGCCGCUGUGCCCAGCAGCCCGCGGCGGGAACAGGGUCGUGCCCCGUGCUGAGUUUCGUUUCUCCAGCGGCGCGCCCCGGCCCCGGAAGGGAACUUGCCUGAGCCUGGGCUCGCGCUUGGCGCCUCAGAGCCCGGAGCAGGCGGGCGCGGGAGGCGGUGCGCGCUGAGCCAUGGGGGACCAGUGCGCCGGGGCCAGGCGAGCGAGAGGCUCGAGAAAGGCAGCGAGUCAGAGCAGCGCUCCUGAGCCCCCUCGGGGCCAGCGCGCCGAGCCCCCUGCCCGGGGCGGGGUUCGAGCUGGGGCAGGGAGCGGGGACGCUCGGCCUCCUGGUGGGCAUGCCAAAGCCCCUAACCCCAGAGACGCCCCUCCGCCUGUUGACCCGCAGGGCGCCACAUCUGCCAGAUCCCGCGCAGCGAAGGGACCUGCUCUCAGCCAGAUGGGAUGUGUCCCCAAAGGGAAGGGCUCUGCCCCGGGAGAGGGUAUCGCCGUCCCCCCUAGGAAGGGCUCUGCCCGCAGAGAGACGGGCGCUGUCCCUAAAACAAAAGCGUCCGCCCCCAGAGAGCCGCCCGCUGUAGCUGCCGCCUGCUGCGCGGGGGCAGAGAGCGGCGUCGGUGCCAAGGCAGGUGGAGUGGGAGCCCGGCCGCUCCGGGAGGUGCUGAAGACACUGAGCCUGGGCCGGCAGGACACGUCGGAGGCCUCGGAGCAUGUGAACCAGCUCAUCCGCGCGCUGCUGUCAGCGAUCAGAGCCCGGGAGGGCAGUUUCAGCUCAGUUGAGAUUCUGGGCACCGGUAGCUACUACGAGCAUGUCAAGAUUUCUGCACCAAAUGAGUUCGAUAUCAUGUUUACAAUGCCAGCUCCUAGAGUUGAACUGGAACAAUGUGAUGGCUCUGGUGCCUUUUAUUAUGUGAGACUUAAAAGAAAUCCUCAAGGAAACGAUCUGGACAAAUUUAUACAGGAAGAUGGAACAUUAGCAGCCUGUAAGAUGCUUUUUGCCCUGAGGAACAUUAUUAAAGAAAUUGUAAAGAGCAUGACAAGAACGAAAAUGAAAGUGACUGUGGAUAAAAAAAAGGCUGGAAGCCCUGCAAUAACACUUCGCAUUGGGAAUCCUCCAAUGGAGAUAUCAGUGGAUAUAAUCCUGGCUUUGGAAGUUCGGAGUCAGAGCUGGCCUGCCAGUACACAGGAUGGCCUAAAAAUUGAAAAAUGGCUAGGAAGGAAAGUCAAACAAGAAUAUAAAUGGAAGCCAAUAUACCUAGUACCCAAACAUGCCAAGGAUGGAAGAGUGCUAAAAGAAGACACCUGGCGACUCUCUUUCUCACACAUUGAAAAGGACAUGAUAAAGAACCAUGGCAACACAAAGACAUGUUGUGAAUCUAAGGGAGUGAAGUGUUGUAGGAAAAAUUGUCUGAAACUUCUGAAGCAUCUUCUGGAUCAGCUUAAAACAAAACAUGGAAACAGACGGGGCCUGGACAAAUUCUGUUCCUACCAUGCCAAAACUGCCUUUUUCCAAGCAUGUGUCCUUUGGCCAGAUGACAAACAAUGGCUGUUCACAGACCUUGAGAGAUGUUUUCAAAAUUUUUUGGAUUACUUUCUGGAUUGCCUCAACAACGCAUACCUUCCACACUUUUUUAUUCCUACACAUAACCUUUUUAGUAGGCAACUGAUUGAUAAGGCAAGCAGUGAUUUCCUUUCAAAGGAAAUUAAAUAUGAAAUAAACAAUAGAUUUCCAAUAUUUGAACUGCAGAAUUAAGGAAAUAUUCUAUUGUGUUUUUUAAAAUUUUCAUUUAUAUUUUAUAAAUCAGAGUACCUAAUAAAGAAUCAACAUUUGAAGUUA
Molecule: messenger RNA, 2109 nt
Organism: Chelonia mydas (Green sea turtle)
Lineage: Eukaryota; Metazoa; Chordata; Testudines; Cheloniidae
Gene: CGAS
Product: cyclic GMP-AMP synthase
Exons: 5
Coding region: 451-2025 (524 amino acids)
Biological process (GO): positive regulation of defense response to virus by host; cellular response to exogenous dsRNA; activation of innate immune response
Cellular component (GO): site of double-strand break; nucleus; cytosol
Molecular function (GO): double-stranded DNA binding; chromatin binding; 2',3'-cyclic GMP-AMP synthase activity
Source: RefSeq, a predicted model, not a curated record